AUGAAUAUAGAUAAGUGCAAAGAUUCAAAAAAAAUUGAAAAAUAUUAUAGUAAUCCAUUUACUAAUACAAAAGAAGAUUAUUAUAAUGAAAUAGUUCAGAAAAUAAUUUGUUCUAUAUUAGUCAGUAAAAAUAUCAAAAAGAUAAAUUAUUUGAUUUUUGAUAUAUUAUUUGAUUUUUUUAUAAAAAUAAUUAAAACUAUAGGAAUAAAUUGCAGAAAAUUUUCUUCUUUAAGAGGAAGUAUAGUAGUUAAUUAUAUUGAUAUAAAAUGCUGUUUAAAAUUAGCUUUUAAUAAUAUAUAUAAUGAAAUAUAUACUUUAAAGAAGUAUAAUAUAUUUAACAACUUUAUAUUCGAUAUAGUAGAUAAUGUAAAAAAAGAUAAUUAUAUUAAUGUUAUUCAAAAUUCUUAUUUAUAUUAUAAACAUUUAUGUAUGAAAAAAAGUGAAAAAUCUGAUUUUUUAAAUGAAUUCAAUAAUAUGAAUUAUUUAAAUACUAAAAAUUAUCUAACUUUGGAUUGUUCAUCACCAAAUGAAAAUGUUAAUGUUUUGUUUUUAAAUGAAAAUGUUAAUAUUGAAAAAUAUAAGGAAAUUAUGAAAUUAAAAAAAAAAUAUAUGCAUGAUCAUAUGCCCAUUAUACCUCUAUCUAUAAAUACAAAAGAAAAAAAAAUUGGAUAUAUUGAAAAAAUAGAAUCAUGUGAUGAAUUAUCUUCAUCGAAUUUAUCAUCUAAGUCAUCUUCUUCCUCUUCCUCUUCUUCAUCAUAUCAAUCCUGUGAUGAUUCAAGAAAUUCAGAUUACUUUAAUCAAGAAGAAGAAUAUACAAACGAAGAUAUAUCAAAAGAAAAAAUUGAAAUAUUGAAUUUAUUACCAAAAUUAAAGGAAAUAUAUAUACAAAAUAAGAAAAAAAAAAAAGACCUUAAAAACUCAGAAUCAUUUUUAUUUAACUCUCUAAAUAAUUUUGAAACAUUUGAAUAG
Plasmodium relictum is the source of this 969-nucleotide messenger RNA. Its product is annotated as conserved Plasmodium protein, unknown function. The record is from RefSeq and is a predicted model, not a curated record. Bases 1 to 969 code for a protein of 322 amino acids. The transcript has a single exon. NCBI's taxonomy places the organism in Eukaryota, Apicomplexa, Aconoidasida, Haemosporida, Plasmodiidae.